This is a messenger RNA of Melanaphis sacchari, 2518 nucleotides long. Its product is annotated as beta-glucuronidase-like. Gene Ontology annotation, molecular function: carbohydrate binding; beta-glucuronidase activity. The transcript is spliced from 14 exons. NCBI's taxonomy places the organism in Eukaryota, Metazoa, Arthropoda, Insecta, Hemiptera, Aphididae. Gene Ontology annotation, biological process: glucuronoside catabolic process; carbohydrate metabolic process. The record is from RefSeq and is a predicted model, not a curated record. The coding region runs from base 508 to 2448 and encodes 646 amino acids.
AACAAAAGUUAAUAUAAAUACGAAAAACUUGUGUUUAUUAAUAAACUCAGACGUGAAUGGUGUGCGGUGAACACAAUUAUUUUACUGAGUAGAUAUUAUAUUGUAUUAUAUAGUGCCUAUAAUUUAUAUUUAUAUAGUUUUAUGCUGUGAAAAUUUAAAUUACAAAAAAAUAUAAUAAUUUUAACUUUCAAUCGUUUGAAGUUGAUGAAAAUUCCACCUUUAUGUAUACUUAUGCAGUUCUACUUCUCGAAUUAGAUAGUUCGGUACCUCAGAAUGAAUAAAUAGAUUUAUAUUAAACUUAAUUUGGGUGAGUUUAAUUAGGAAGUGUAUAAAUACGCUUGUCACAGAAUAAAUGAAUGUAGUUAUUAUUCAAAUUUAAAUUCUGAGUUCAGUUGUUCAAGCAUUCAUUUUGUGUAGAUGUAUAAAAAUCGACCAUUUUUUUCAAUAAUCCUAUUUUAUUUUAUGGUCAAACCACCUGUCAUUUAAACCGGUUAUACAGACGUAGAUAUGUUUAGCUCACACUUCACUAUGGUUAGACCAUUGCAAAUCGUGGUGGUUUUAAUUCUAGUAAAUUUAGUAGCUCCGUCUUUAGCUGCAAAUAUUUUGUAUCCGGUGGAAAGUGAAAGUCGCGAAGUUCGUACUCUACAUGGCCUAUGGAACUUCAAAAUAUCUCCACCAUCAAACCAAAUGAUUGGGUUUGAUGAAAAUUGGUACGCGACGAGAUUUGAAACACUUGGUGAUUAUUGGAAAAUGCCUGUUCCAUCUAGUUAUAAUGAUGUUUCUACAAACUCAACCAUACGAGAUUACGUCGGUUGGGCAUGGUAUCAAUAUGAAUUCUAUGUACCAAAAAGAUGGACUGAUGAUCAACUGAAUGUAUUCUUACGUUUUAGCAGUGUGCAUUUCAAAUCGAUUGUGUGGUUAAAUGGUCAAAUAUGUGUAGAUCAUGAAGGCGGUCACUUACCGUUUACUGGUAAUGCUACUGAUUUUCUUAAAUAUGGUGAACCUAAUCUAAUCGUCGUUGCUGUAAAUAAUACACUGAGACCAGAUACUAUACCACAGGGGUAUACAACAUAUCCAAACAACACGUACAAGUAUCCAAAAAAUUAUACUAUAUAUUCUCACGAGUUUGAUUAUUUUGAUUAUUCUGGUAUAAAUAGAGCUGUCCAUUUAUAUACAACGCCAAAAGUUUACGUUUGUGACAUUACUGUAUUUACGAAUUUUGGAAAUAAUUCAGAAGGAAUCGUUGACUACAAGGUUGAUAUUUGUGGAAAUAAUAUUAUUGAAUGUAAUAUUACACUUUUGGAUGCUAAUCGAAAUACAGUAGUCGAAUCGAAUACGUGUUCUGGACAGUUAAUAAUACCAAAUGUAAUACCUUGGUGGCCAAUUAUGUCUGGUAAAAAACACAUAGCAUACUUAUAUACUUUCCAGGUGAAGACCAAUAAUGAAAAUAGUGAUUAUUAUCGUUUACCAAUUGGUGUUAGAACACUUCAAUGGACAUCAAAAGAAUUAUUGCUAAAUAAUGAACCGAUUUAUUUAAGAGGAUUUGGAAAACACGAAGAUUCUAUAAUACGGGGAAGAGGUUAUGAUGAUGCAUUAAGUGCCAGAGACUAUUAUUUAAUAAAAUGGUUAGGUGCUAAUUCUUUUCGUACAUCACACUACCCUUACGCAGAAGAAACAUUACAGCAAGCUGAUUCAGAAGGUAUAUUAGUAAUUGUGGAAAGUGCUGCGUGUAACUUAAGAAUAUUUGGACCAGAUGUAUUGAAAUUCCAUAAAGGUGUAAUGACAGAAAACAUAAAUCGUGAUAAAAAUCAUCCAAGUGUAAUUAUGUGGUCAUUGGCUAACGAACCAUAUAACAAUGUAAAUUCAUCCGUAUCGUAUUUUCGAAAACUUUACAAAUAUGUACGAAAUAUCGAUCCGUCAAGACCAAUAACUUUUGUCAACAGUCAACAAAUUCAAAAUGCUAAAGCGAUUGAAUACAUGGAUAUUCUAACUUUAAACCGUUACAGCAGCUGGUAUAGUGAUUCAGGUCAUUUAGAGCUUAUUCAAUAUCAGAUAUACAAUGAAUUUGAAGCAUUUACAAAAAAAUACAAUAAACCUAUACUAUUAACUGAAUAUGGUGCUGGAGCAAUUGCUGGAUUUCAUUCGCUGCCAGAAACUAUGUGGAGUGAAGAUUAUCACGUUACUCUGCUUCAAGAAUAUUUUAAAACUUUUGAUUCAUUAAUAGCUAAUGGAAUUCCAAUCCUUGGAGAAAUGAUAUGGAAUUUUGCCGAUUUUAAAACACCACAAGAGUAUAUAAGACCGGGGUUGUGUGUAAAAGGAUUAUUUACCAGAGAAAGACAACCCAAGAUGGCUGCAUAUGUAGUAAAAGAACGUUUUAAUACAUUUAAAAGCAACUUUGCAUGGAAAAAUCAAUCUUUAGGUGUGAAUAAGUUGAUUACAGGCGCAUAAGUAAUUAUAUAACAAAAAUGAUAAUAUAUUAUGUUGUAUCAUUUUUUUUUCUCUAAAAUGUAUUGUGUAA